AUGGAUAAAUGGUCUGACACACUGCCACCUCUUUCAUUAUGUAAUGACCCCUGCCCUCGUGGACACAGAAAGACAAAGAAGGAGGGAAAUAAAUUUUGCUGCUAUGAUUGUGCUCCGUGUCCAGAAAGCAUGAUAUCAAACCAGACAGAUAUGGAAACUUGUGUCAGUUGUCCAGGGGAUCACUUUCCAAACAAGGAGCAAGAUCAAUGUAUUCCCAAGGUUCCAAACUUUCUCUCUUUUGAAGAAUCUUUGGGCAUUGCUUCAGCUUCUUUGGCUCUUCUCUUUUCCCUGAUCACAGCUUUAGUGCUUGGAAUCUUCAUUAAGCAACGGGACACUCCAAUUGUCAAAGCCAACAACCGGACCCUCACUUACCUUCUCCUCAUCUCUCUCCUUCUUGGCUUCCCCUGUGCUUUGCUAUUCAUCGGAAAGCCUAAGAAGGAGACUUGCCUCCUCCGACAAACAGCUUUCAGCAUCAUCUUUUCAAUUGCCAUUUCUUCUGUUUUGGCCAAAACCAUUACAGUCAUUGUGGCUUUUGUGGCCUCCCAGCCAGGAAACAUUUUGCAGAAAUGGGUUGGCAAAAGAUUGGCUUAUUUCAUUGUUCUUUCCUGCUCCAGUAUUCAAAUAGGCAUUUGUGCUGUUUGGUUGGCUACCUCUCCCCCAUUCCCAGACCUGGACUUGCACUCACUGUCUGGAGAAAUCAUAGUCAAAUGUAAUGAACAGUCAGCCAUCAUGUUCUACUGUGUCUUGGGCUACAUGGGCUUCCUGUCCAUCAUGAGCUUCACUGUUGCUUUCCUAGCCAGGAAGUUACCUGACAGUUUCAAUGAAGCCAAGUUCAUCACCUUCAGCAUGUUGGUGUUUUGCAGUGUUUGGGUGUCCUUCCUUCCAACCUACCUGAGCACCAAAGGAAAACACAUGGUGGUUGUGGAGAUCUUCUCUAUCUUAUCCUCCAGUGCUGGCUUACUCAGCUUCAUCUUUAUUCCCAAAUGUUACAUUAUUGUGGUUAGGCCUGAACUGAACAACAGGGACCAGCUAAUCUGGAGGAAAAUAUAA
Rhineura floridana is the source of this 1050-nucleotide messenger RNA. Its product is annotated as vomeronasal type-2 receptor 26-like. Gene Ontology annotation, molecular function: G protein-coupled receptor activity. Gene Ontology annotation, cellular component: membrane. The record is from RefSeq and is a predicted model, not a curated record. Lineage: Eukaryota; Metazoa; Chordata; Lepidosauria; Squamata; Rhineuridae. The transcript has 3 exons. Gene Ontology annotation, biological process: G protein-coupled receptor signaling pathway. The coding region runs from base 1 to 1050 and encodes 349 amino acids.